AUGCCCCCGAAACACCCAAACCCACCGGGUCACCGGGUAAAUCCCGCAGACCGACUCGCGCUGGCGAUAAUCGGCCUCAAAACGGGCAAAUACACCACUCCCCGCGAAGCAGCCACCCAGAACGGCGUCCCAGAGACAACUCUCCGCACGCGCGUCAAAUCCGUCCCUACAUGCGCACUUCUACGCGUCCGAAAAUCCAGAUCCACCAAUGCGCGCCCCAAACCACUCCGCCUUACCAGAACGGAGGAAAACACCCUCUACAACUGGAUCAUCGACGUCCACGGGAGCGGGCGUGACCUGGACCCAUCGUCCAUCCAAGACAUGGCCAAUACCCUCCUAUCCAAGCGCAGUGGCAGCCACGGCUUCCGCGUAUCCAAAGGCUGGGUAUCAGGAUAUCUCCAAUUCCACCCCGACAUCGCCGCGAUCCUCGAGCAGCAUAAACAACGGCUUCAAGCACUGAACCUACGCGUGACGAAUUCUUUCGCUGAAAGCGGUGAUUCUAGGACGGUUUGUGCGAAUUUCUUGCAUAAUACGAGAAUGUACGCUUUAGAGCAGAAUCGGAUGGAAGGGGAGUUGCUGGAGAGGUGUGAGGAGGCAUAUAAGGCUGAUCCGAGUUCGGUGCGACAGUUGUUUUUGGAUGCUAGGAGUGAGCGGGAUCGGAUGGAACUGUUGGUGAAGGUGCAGUUCGAUGCGGGGCUCCAGAUGAUUGAUCAGUUUUGGUUUAGGGGUGAGAAUUGUAAGAGUUUCUUGAAAGAGGUUGAGGAGACUGAGGCUGUUAUGGAGGAUACGGAGGACUUGAAAGGGGAGAUUCAGAGGGAGUUUGGAGGGUUGGAGGAGGAUGAUGAGGAUGAGGACGAAGAGGAAGAGGAAGAGGAAAAAGAGCAAAAGGAGAAGGUAUAA
This is a messenger RNA of Penicillium brasilianum, 900 nucleotides long. Lineage: Eukaryota; Fungi; Ascomycota; Eurotiomycetes; Eurotiales; Aspergillaceae. The record is from the annotation of a GenBank genome assembly.